Messenger RNA from Carlito syrichta (Philippine tarsier), 2756 nucleotides. It is a transcript of the gene DPP9, whose product is annotated as dipeptidyl peptidase 9. The record is from RefSeq and is a predicted model, not a curated record. The transcript is spliced from 20 exons. Gene Ontology annotation, molecular function: dipeptidyl-peptidase activity; serine-type peptidase activity. Bases 24 to 2702 code for a protein of 892 amino acids. NCBI's taxonomy places the organism in Eukaryota, Metazoa, Chordata, Mammalia, Primates, Tarsiidae. Gene Ontology annotation, biological process: proteolysis.
CCUCCCGAGGCCGCCGGCAGUUGAUGCGGAAGGUGAAGAAACUGCGCCUGGACAAGGGGCACACGGGCGCGUGGCGGAGCUUCACACUGAAUUCCGAGGGGGCUGAGAGGAUGGCCAGCGCAGGGGCCCCGACGACUGAGCGGGGCGACGCAGCCGCCGUGGAGGACGCAGGCGGCCACUUCCAGGUGCAGAAGCACUCGUGGGAGGGCCUGCGAAGCAUCAUCCACGCCAGCCGCAAGUACUCGGGCCUCAUCGUCAACAAGGCGCCCCACGACUUCCAGUUCGUGCAGAAGACGGAUGAGACUGGGCCGCACUCGCACCGCCUCUACUACCUGGGAAUGCCUUACGGCAGCCGAGAAAACUCGCUGCUCUACUCUGAGAUCCCCAAGAAGAUCCGCAAGGAGGCUUUGCUGCUCCUGUCCUGGAAGCAGAUGCUGGAUCACUUCCAGGCCACGCCCCACCACGGGGUCUACUCACGGGAGGAGGAGCUCCUGCGGGAGCGGAAGCGCCUGGGCGUCUUUGGCAUCACCUCCUACGACUUCCACAGCGAGAGCGGCCUCUUCCUCUUCCAGGCCAGCAACAGCCUCUUCCACUGCCGCGACGGGGGCAGGAACGGCUUCAUGGUGUCCCCCAUGAAGCCGCUGGAGAUCAAGACCCAGUGCUCGGGGCCCCGGAUGGACCCCAAGAUCUGCCCCGCCGACCCCGCCUUCUUCUCCUUUGUCAACAACAGCGACCUGUGGGUGGCCAACGUCGAGACGGGCCAGGAGCGGCGGCUAACCUUCUGCCACCAGGGUCUGUCCAAUGUCCUGGAUGACCCCAAGUCUGCAGGUGUAGCCACCUUUGUCAUUCAGGAGGAGUUUGACCGCUUUACCGGGUACUGGUGGUGCCCCACGGCCUCCUGGGAAGGUUCAGAGGGCCUCAAGACACUGCGCAUCUUAUACGAGGAAGCCGACGAGUCUGAGGUGGAGGUCAUCCAUGUGUCCUCGCCCGCGCUGGAGGAGAGGAAGACGGACUCCUACCGCUACCCCAGGACAGGCAGCAAGAAUCCCAAGAUCACCUUGAAGCUGGCCGAGUUCCAGACGGACAGUCAGGGCAAGAUCGUCUCGGCCCGGGAGAAGGAGCUGGUGCAGCCCUUCAGCUCGCUGUUCCCCAGGGUGGAGUACAUCGCCAGGGCGGGGUGGACCCGGGACGGCAAAUACGCCUGGGCCAUGUUCCUGGACCGGCCGCAGCAGCGGCUCCAGCUCGUCCUCCUGCCCCCCGCCCUGUUCAUCCCAACCCCCGAGAGCGAGGAGCAGCGGCUGGUCUUGGCGCGAGCUGUUCCCAGGCACGUCCAGCCACAUGUGGUAUACGAGGAGGUCACCCACGUCUGGAUCAACGUCCACGACAUCUUCUACCCCUUCCCCCAGUCCGAGGGCCAGGAGGAGCUCUGCUUCCUCCGCGCCAACGAGUGCAAGACCGGCUUCUGCCAUCUGUACAGGGUCACGGCUGUCCUGAAAGCCAAAGGCUAUGACUGGACUGAGCCCCUCAGCCCCGGGGAAGAUGAAUUUAAGUGCCCCAUUAAGGAGGAGAUUGCGCUGACCAGCGGCGAGUGGGAGGUUCUGGCAAGGCACGGCUCCAAGAUCUGGGUCAACGAGGAGACCAAGCUGGUGUACUUCCAGGGCACCAAGGACACGCCGCUGGAGCACCACCUCUACGUGGCCAGCUACGAGUCCCCCGGGGAGGUCGUGCGCCUCACCACGCCCGGUUUCUCCCACAGCUGCUCAAUGAGCCAGAACUUCGACAUGUUCGUCAGCCACUACAGCAGCGUGAACACGCCACCCUGUGUGCACGUCUACAAGCUGAGCGGCCCUGACGACGACCCCCUGCACAAGCAGCCCCGCUUCUGGGCCAGCAUGAUGGAGGCUGCCAGCUGCCCCCCAGAUUACGUGCCCCCUGAGAUCUUCCACUUCCACACGCGCACCGACGUGCAGCUCUACGGCAUGAUCUACAAGCCGCACGCGGUGCAGCCAGGGAAGAAGCAUCCCACCGUCCUCUUCGUGUAUGGAGGCCCUCAGGUGCAGCUGGUGAAUAACUCCUUCAAGGGCAUCAAGUACCUGCGGCUCAACACGCUGGCGUCCUUGGGCUACGCUGUGGUUGUGAUCGACGGCCGGGGCUCGUGUCAGCGGGGACUCCGGUUCGAGGGGGCCCUGAAGAACCAAAUGGGCCAGGUGGAGAUUGAGGACCAGGUGGAGGGCCUGCAGUUCGUGGCCGAGAAGUACGGGUUCAUAGACCUCAGCCGCGUCGCCAUCCACGGCUGGUCCUACGGGGGCUUCCUGUCGCUCAUGGGGCUGAUCCACAAGCCCCAGGUGUUCAAGGUGGCCAUCGCGGGCGCCCCGGUCACUGUCUGGAUGGCCUACGACACAGGCUACACCGAGCGCUACAUGGACGUGCCCGAGAACAACCAGCAGGGCUACGAGGCGGGCUCCGUGGCCCUGCACGUGGAGAAGCUGCCCAACGAGCCCAACCGCCUCCUCAUCCUCCAUGGCUUCCUGGAUGAAAACGUGCACUUUUUCCACACAAACUUCCUCGUGUCCCAGCUGAUCCGGGCAGGAAAACCGUACCAGCUGCAGAUCUACCCCAACGAGAGACACAGCAUCCGCUGCCCGGAGUCGGGCGAGCACUACGAGGUGACGCUGCUGCACUUUCUCCAGGAAUACCUCUGAGCCGGCUGCCACGCCGCCCGCCGGGCCGGCGCAGACAUCAGAGCACAAGUGGCU